AAAGUUGUGGUCGAAGUUAAAAAGGCAAAGGCUUUCAGGCUGAAAGUGAUUGAAAAUAAAAGGAGGUAUCACAGACUAAAAACGCGACGCAGCAGGUAGUCAGCAUACAGAGACGGCUCAUACACAUAACACCAAUCAACAAUACAAUAAGUGACAAAUCAUUCAAAUGGAACACGUCGCACCAGAACUUUCUGCUCAAGCGCAUGAUCAAAACGUCGCCGCCACAGAACGCCGUGGAAGAAGUCAAGGCUCCAAACUUCCCGGAUUCAGUGUCUUCUGGCGAUAUCAAAUUGAUAAAGAAAGAGGGUGAUGCAGUCGCGAUGGACGAAGUGGUGCUGGAGAUAGAAACCGACAAGACGGCUCUGCCUGUGAUGUCGCCCGGCAACGGGACCAUCGUCAAAAUGCUGGUCAAAGAUGGAGAGUCCGUCAAGUCGCAACAGCCGCUGUUCUCGGUGGACGUAACAGGAGUAGCUCCAGCGAAGGCGGCUCCGGCCCCAGCGGCAGCAGCGCCCACGCCGGCGGCUGCUGCCCCCGCGGCUGCCAAGCCUGCCGCAGCGCCGGCCGCCAGACCCGCCGCCGCCCCUGCUGCCAAGCCCGCUGCUAAACCUGCGGCCGCUAAGAAAGCCCCGGCUGGACCUACGGCGGCAGCUCUAAGGAUAGGUGACCCCACGAAGACAAUAUCGGGGACGCGCACGGAGCACCCAGUGCCCAUGAACAAGAUGCGCAGACGCAUCGCCGAGAGGCUGAAGGAAGCGCAGAGUACUACUGCUAUGCUGACGACUUUCAACGAGUGCGACAUGAGCAAACUGAUGGCGUUCCGCAAAGCGAACCUCGAAGCGUUCACCAAGAAGUACGGAGUGAAACUGUCCUUCAUGUCGCCGUUCCUGAAGGCGUCGGCCAACGCGCUGAUGGACCAGCCCGUCGUCAACGGCGUCAUUAUCGGCGAAGACAUCAUUUACAGGGACUACGUGGACAUAUCAGUGGCGGUAGCAACUCCUCGAGGCCUGGUGGUGCCCAUACUGCGCAACGUGGAGUCCAUGGACUACCCUCGGAUUGAGCUCGCUCUGAACGCGCUUGCUGCUAAAGCAAGAGACGGUAACUUUACCAUGACUUGGGCUAUACGGUUCCUAGGGUAA
Messenger RNA from Ostrinia furnacalis (Asian corn borer), 1136 nucleotides. Its product is annotated as dihydrolipoyllysine-residue succinyltransferase component of 2-oxoglutarate dehydrogenase complex, mitochondrial-like. Gene Ontology annotation, biological process: tricarboxylic acid cycle. The coding region runs from base 204 to 1136 and encodes 310 amino acids. Gene Ontology annotation, cellular component: mitochondrion. The record is from RefSeq and is a predicted model, not a curated record. The transcript has 8 exons. NCBI's taxonomy places the organism in Eukaryota, Metazoa, Arthropoda, Insecta, Lepidoptera, Crambidae. Gene Ontology annotation, molecular function: dihydrolipoyllysine-residue succinyltransferase activity.